CUAGCCGCAAUCACGAACUUGUGUAUACAUAACGUACGGAGAAGUCUCAUUUCUCCCUUAUUGGCCUUACUCCAACAAAGAAGAUAGAAGGAAAAAAAUGUAUAUAUAAAAAAAAGGUUAAAAAAAAAAACCCACAACCAAGAUAUUUUUGCAUUUCUGCCUUCCGAUCGAAACACUACUUUUUUGCUUCUCAAACUUAGCUGUUUCUUCUCUCUUUCUUCAUUCAUUGCUGACGUGGGAUUUGGAGAAUUUGAUUUGAUGAUGACGAAAGUAGCUGGGUUUUAACUUGAAUAUUGGUGCUAGGAAGGAUAAAUAGCUUGGAUUUUGUAAUAUUAGCUGAAUUUUUGUUUUGGAUAUCGUUUUUGUUUUUCGUUUGGCAACUUGACGAAAGAUAAAUAUUGUGUGAUUUUUGGGUGACUGAUUAUGGCAAUGUCGUGGGCUGAUUCUGUUUCUGCAGCCGAGAAUCCGGCUGGUGCUGCAUCCAAGUCAGCAUAUGUUCCACCACAUCUAAGAAACAGACCGUCGAUAGAACCUCCUGCACAGGCUUCGUAUGCUGGUGCUGCUGCAUUAGGUAAUGACCACAGUGGUUAUGGUGUCCCAAAUGUGGUUGGGAGUCGUUGGAGUGGUCAAAGGACUGAAAACCGAUCUGGUUAUGUUGGUGGAGGAGGACGUGGUGGUGGUUGGAAUGGGGGACGUGGUGGUUGGGAUCGUGGGAGGGAGCGUGAGGUUAACCCCUUUACGGAGGAAGAUAGUGAACCCUUUAGUGAACAAGAGAGCUCUGGGAUCAAUUUCGAUGCAUAUGAGGAUAUUCCAGUGGAAACUAGCGGGGAUAAUGUGCCCCCUCCUGUGAAUACUUUCGCAGAUAUUGAUUUAGGUGAAGCUGUCAACGAAAAUAUUAGGAGGUGCAAGUAUGUUAAGCCGACCCCUGUGCAACGACAUGCUAUACCUAUUUCACUUGCGGGGAGGGAUUUGAUGGCUUGUGCUCAAACUGGUUCUGGAAAAACUGCUGCUUUCUGCUUUCCCAUUAUAAGUGGAAUCAUGAGGGGCCACUUUCCUAGACCUCCACGUCCACGUGUGGCAUUUCCUCUAGCUCUUAUUCUCUCCCCAACGAGGGAGCUCUCAUGCCAAAUUCAUGAUGAAGCUAAAAAAUUUUCAUAUCAAACUGGCGUCAGGGUGGUUGUUGCCUAUGGUGGUGCUCCUAUAAACCAACAGCUUCGAGAAUUAGAGAGAGGUGUGCAUAUUCUUGUGGCAACCCCUGGGCGGUUAGUUGAUUUACUUGAGAGAGCAAGAGUCUCGUUGCAGAUGAUAAGGUAUUUGGCUCUAGACGAGGCAGAUCGAAUGCUUGAUAUGGGUUUUGAACCUCAAAUAAGGAAAAUAGUGCAACAGAUGGACAUGCCUCCGCCAGGUGUGCGACAGACCAUGCUGUUCAGUGCCACUUUCCCAAAAGAGAUUCAGAGACUAGCCUCGGAUUUUCUAUCCAGUUAUAUCUUUUUGGCUGUGGGAAGGGUCGGCUCUAGCACAGAUUUGAUCGUCCAAAGAGUUGAAUAUGUUCAAGAGACUGACAAGAGAAGUCACUUGAUGGAUCUUCUUCAUGCACAGAGGGAAAAUGGUGUUCAUGGCAAGCAAGCUCUUACCCUUGUAUUUGUGGAGACUAAGAAGGGAGCCGAUUCACUGGAGCAUUGGCUUUGUAUGAAUGGUUUCCCCGCUACUGCUAUUCAUGGCGAUAGAACUCAGCAGGAAAGAGAAUAUGCCUUGAGAUCCUUCAAAACUGGUCACACACCAAUUAUGGUUGCAACAGAUGUGGCAGCACGUGGUCUCGAUAUCCCCCACGUUGCACAUGUUGUCAACUUUGACCUGCCAAAUGACAUUGAUGACUAUGUGCACCGUAUUGGAAGAACAGGUCGAGCAGGAAAAUCGGGUUUAGCUACUGCCUUCUUCAAUGAGAACAAUUCUUCAUUGGCGAGAUCACUAUCUGACUUGAUGACAGAAGCAAACCAAGAAGUACCUGCCUGGCUCUCUCGCUUUGCUGCUCGAUCUAACUAUGGAGGCAAAAAUCGUCGUGGUGGAGGUCGUUUUGGUGGUCGUGAUUUUCGAAGAGAUUCUUCUUACAAUCGAGGUGCUGCAGACUAUUAUGGUGGUGCCAAUAUGAGCAGUGGCUAUGCAUCUGGCGGGUAUUCAUCACAUGGAGCAGCAGGUGUGACUAGUGCAUGGGACUAACCGGACUCAUUUUGCCCCGUUAGCAAAUUCAGAUUUAGUUCUAAGUUUACACUAGCAAACUACUCACUUUAGAGCUUACUCUUGUUUUGCUCACAGCUCACUUUGUUACUUCUCUUCCUGUACUCGAGUUUUCACUUCUGUGGUGUAACGGCUCUAGUGGAUGUGUAAAUCUUGGCAGGCGGUGGCGAAUAAUUACUAACCGAUUAGGAAUUUUUUGCCUCAUUUAACUUCUCCCUUUUGUUUUUCACUUUGCUUUAACAUUCUGUAGCUGAUGGAUGGUUGAAAAAAAGUAGGUCAUGGUAGGGGGAGUUUAUGUUUCUGCCAGAAAUUUGGUUUAUGCUUCUCUUUGGAGUAUUCUUUAAUCAACCCAAUUUUGUUGGUUGUAGAUAUCUUCUGCAGAGCCCUUUCAGUCAAAGUUUGGAACUGAAGUUAUGUUCAACUUUAAACAAUAUUGUAAUAUCCUAAAGUCAGUACCAGAUUUACUAUUGUAUAGACCUUAGAGUAAGUUCUUGGAAAAGUUUUUGCUGUUUAAUACUUUCAUUUCUCUUUCAUGAUUGGUAAUGGUUUUGUUGGUUGUGGUUUGA
Molecule: messenger RNA, 2801 nt
Organism: Nicotiana attenuata
Lineage: Eukaryota; Viridiplantae; Streptophyta; Magnoliopsida; Solanales; Solanaceae
Product: DEAD-box ATP-dependent RNA helicase 11-like
Exons: 7
Coding region: 424-2217 (597 amino acids)
Cellular component (GO): nucleus
Molecular function (GO): RNA binding; RNA helicase activity; ATP binding
Source: RefSeq, a predicted model, not a curated record